AUUUCGGGUAUCCAUACCCAUUGACAUCCUAGAUAAGGAGGAAGUCUACAAUGUCAUACUUGUACCACAUCAUCAGUAACAAGUGAAUUAUAUAUAUUUUUUUUAAAAAAUAAAUAAAAAUAUUUUUCAAUUAACCAUCAUGAGAUGAAUUAAUCUAAGAGAGACAAUCCCAUUGGUUUAGAAUGCCACGGGACUUGAUUAAGGACGGUACGUCAUGUUAGCAAUAUAAGAUGCAUUUUGAACUUUUUCGCGGGGUGGGAUUUGUGGUAGGGAAACUCCGGUAACUGAACGAGGAGGAAGUAGGAGUUUCUGGGAAAUGAUGCAAACUCCCAGCACGGAUCCCGAGAUUAGUUUAGAAAAAACAAUUCGGGCUGAAUCGCGCGCCCACAAUUUACAAGAUGUCUUGAUAAUCAGCUACAUUUAUAUAUCUGUAAUAUAGAUAUAAAUCUUACAUCAUAAUAUUUAAAGGGUCAAAAUUUAUUCAUUUACUUUAUUAAUAUUUAAGAUCAUAAUUUUAAAAUAAAUUUUUGAAAAUGGAGUAGAUGAUGGACUGGACUGGGCCAUACAUUUGAACAUAGAUUCUAUGAGAAACAAAAAUAAAACGAGAUGUGUAACAUGUGUUGGGCCACCCACGAUGGCAUAGUAAAUGACAAACACUUCCCAUCUUUCUUAAGGCCCAUUAGCUUCUGAAGGCCUAGAUACCAUUUGGAUUGUAACUGGGCCGAGAUUUGUUGUUUAGAAUAAAAUGUAUCACUUCAUAUGUAAAAUAUGUUAUUCUACUAAAACAAAAGAUGCAAGUGAAAAAUAGAACAUUUUUUCUCCAAUCAUAUAAGAAGAUAUUCAUGCUAUAAAUAUUAUUGCAUAUUUUUAAUAGCAUAUAAAUUGAACGUGCUACUAAUUUUUUAAUUUUUAGGUCAAGUACUAUUUUUAUUUACCUACCAUCACUAAAUAUUUAAUCAGGGAUAAGCAGUAAUUGUUUAUUUUUGGGAUAUGUGUAACUUCGAAAAUAAGUAAGAACAUGACUAAAAUUAGAUUAUUUUUGAAAAUAAAAUAAAUAGUAUUUAAAGUAUAAUUUUGCGAACGGCAUAGUGAUUGAUAUACGAAAUUUAAAAUUUGAAUUUUAGUUGAUUUAUAUUUUCAGUUAAGUUUAUUUAUUUCCAAAGGUAUAUUCCCGGGCCCUUGGAAUUACUGGGGCUGCGUUAACCGAACCAAUUCCAAUUACAAGGAACUAAUUCAAAUUCCAAAAUGUGGGGCCCGGCUCAACCAAUAGGAAAGAGCGAAAAAGAGGGGGGGGCCCACCGCCCUCCCCCCGUCGCUUCGGGGAGCGCGCCACUGCAACCCUAGCUAAUAACCAAAGCUUUCCAAAAACUCCCCCCACUCCCUUUCCUCUUAUACGAGAGAGAGAACAAACCAACCCCUUCCCUGCUGUCACCCACAUUCGCAUUAAACUCCUCCUACUCUUUCCCCUUCCCCCCUCCCGAUCCCCCGAUCGAUGCACGCCAAAACGGAUUCGGAUGCGACGAGCCUCGCCGCGUCGUCGCCGCCGCGGUCGCCGCGGCGGCCCAUAUACUACGUGCGGAGCCCGUCGCACGCGGACGCGGCGGAGAAGAUGUCGCUCGGGGGAUCGAGCCCCGGCGCGUCGCCGCACCACUACGCCGCCCACCACCUCCACCUCCUCCGCUACGCGAGCUCCCCCCCGAUCCACCACUCGCGCGAGUCCUCCACCGCGCGCUACUCCGCCCCGCUCAAGCACGCGCCCUGGCGCAAGCUCUCCGCCGCCCACUCCCGCGGCGCCGGCGCCGGCGCCGCCGCGGCGAUCGGCGGCGGCGGCGACGAGGAGGAGGAGGAGGAGGAGGAGGAGGAGGGGGGCGAGGGCGAGGAGAGGAACCUUUUGCGGCGCUACGCGUGCUUGUUCCUCGCGUUCGUGCUCGUGUUCACGCUCUUCUCGCUCAUCCUCUGGGGCGCGAGCAAGUCCUACAAGCCUAAAGUUCUCGUCAAGAGCGUGGUGUUCGAGAGCUACAACAUACAGGCGGGGAUGGACUACACGGGAGUGCCCACGAAGAUGAUGUCCCUCAAUUCGACGGUCAGGAUCGCGUUUCGCAACCCCGGCACCUUCUUCGGCGUCCACGUCACCUCCACCCCUCUCGACCUCUACUUCUACGACCUCAAAGUCGCCUCCGGAUACAUUAAGGAAUUUUAUCAGCCGCGGCAGAGCGGGCGCGUGGUGACGGUGGGGGUGGGGGGUCGGCAGGUGCCGCUCUACGGCUCCGUUGACCGCGACGGUAAGAGCAAGGGCGGCACCACGGCGGCGGUGGUGCCGCUGAACCUGGCGUUCGUGGUGCGGGCCCGGGCCCACGUGCUCGGCUACCUCGUCAAGUCCAAAUUCUACCUCCGCGUCCGCUGCGCCCUCUCUCUCCGUGAGGCCCACCUCGGCUCCCCUGUUCCUGCCAUCGCAAGCGCUUGCCACUACCGCCGCUAAAACCAUUUGAAAAACUUGUUCGAGUUUUUACUGUGGUAUUGCUCUGAAUUUUCAUGUUUGAUGAUAUGUUAAACUUAAGUUUGUAAAAAAUAUUUCAUUUUGAUUCUUGUUAGAUGAUAUAUUAUUGCCUACAUCCAUCCAGUGUAUCGAAUCAUCCAUGAAAUAAUAUACACACGCACGGGGCUGCAGGAAAAUAGGUCCCCACCAUGCGCACCCCGUGAUGCGGAGAUGAUCAUCGUUCCUUCAGUGCGCGACUCUUAAAGCAAAACGAGCGGUGAUUGAUGCAGUUCAUGUGAUUUUUCUUUUGUUUUUUUUAUUUUUUUCCCGCCAUCAACGGGUGAGGGGUUUUGAAGCGGUGGGCCCCACCGACCGGAUAAUGGUUCAGUCGAAGGUAUGGUGGGCCCCGGUUUGACUGUGUCUGAAUGGGAGU
This is a messenger RNA of Ananas comosus (pineapple), 2909 nucleotides long. RefSeq lists its product as uncharacterized. Lineage: Eukaryota; Viridiplantae; Streptophyta; Magnoliopsida; Poales; Bromeliaceae. The record is from RefSeq and is a predicted model, not a curated record. The coding region runs from base 1493 to 2479 and encodes 328 amino acids. The transcript is spliced from 3 exons.